UAUACAGUGAUAAUGAGUGCCGACGAUGAGAUGCAGUGCGAGCCAACGCUGAGGAACAUCAUAGAGCAGACAUCCCUCAAGUGGAUCUUCGUGGGCGGCAAAGGCGGAGUUGGGAAAACAACUUGCAGCUGCAGCCUGGCCAUCCAGUUGUCACGCGUUCGCGACUCCGUCCUGAUCAUCUCUACUGAUCCAGCUCACAAUAUCUCCGAUGCACUGGAUCAGAAAUUCUCAAAAGUCCCCACGAAGGUGAGAGGCUUCGAGAAUCUCUUCGCGAUGGAAAUCGAUCCCAAUGUGGGCCUCAAUGAGCUGCCGGACGAGUACUUCGAGGGUGACAAUGAGGCUCUGAAGCUGGGCAAGGGAGUCCUCCAUGACAUCCUGGGCGCUCUGCCCGGCAUCGACGAGGCCAUGAGCUAUGCCGAGGUCAUGAAGCUGGUCAAGGCGAUGAACUUCUCAGUAGUGGUGUUCGACACAGCGCCAACUGGUCACACUCUACGCCUGCUCUCCUUUCCCCAGGUGGUGGAGAAAGGCCUGGGCAAGAUUCUAAAGAUCAAAAUGAAGAUUUCGCCAUUCCUCACGCAACUCAGCGGCCUGUUCGGCAUGCAGGACUUCAAUGCCGACAGCUUCACCACGAAACUCGAGGAGAUGCUCACGAUCAUUCGCCAGGUGAACCAGCAGUUCAGGAAUCCCGACCAGACCACCUUCGUGUGCGUCUGUAUCGCCGAAUUCCUGUCGCUGUACGAGACCGAGCGCCUGAUCCAGGAGCUGACUAAGUGUGAAAUCGACACACACAACAUCAUCGUGAACCAGUUGCUCUUCCGGCCGCCCAACAGCCAGCCGUGCAAGAUGUGCGCCGCACGCUACGGCGUGCAGGAGAAGUAUCUCGAGCAGAUUGCCGAUCUCUACGAGGACUUCCACGUGGUUAAGUUGCCGCUGCUCGAGGCGGAAGUGCGCGGCGCAGAAAGCGUGGCGGCUUUCUCUAAAAAUCUCCUCACGCCCUAUGAGCCCAAGUAG
Molecule: messenger RNA, 1011 nt
Organism: Phlebotomus argentipes
Lineage: Eukaryota; Metazoa; Arthropoda; Insecta; Diptera; Psychodidae
Product: ATPase ASNA1 homolog
Exons: 3
Coding region: 13-1011 (332 amino acids)
Biological process (GO): post-translational protein targeting to endoplasmic reticulum membrane
Cellular component (GO): GET complex
Molecular function (GO): ATP binding; ATP hydrolysis activity
Source: RefSeq, a predicted model, not a curated record